This is a messenger RNA of Oldenlandia corymbosa var. corymbosa, 393 nucleotides long. NCBI's taxonomy places the organism in Eukaryota, Viridiplantae, Streptophyta, Magnoliopsida, Gentianales, Rubiaceae. The record is from the annotation of a GenBank genome assembly.
AUGAAUCAUUUGGCAUCUGGGUUCUCAUUGGCUGAUUUAUAUCCUUCCGUCAAACUCCUGCAAGUGUUGAAUCCCACAAGGCAUAAGAUGGAGAGAGGACAGAAGCAAAUUGAUGAAAUUUUUGGAAGCAUUCUCAAAGAACAUAAGCAGAAAGUGAAACCGGCAAGUGGGGAAUCAAGUGAAGAUCUCAUUGAUGUUCUAGUCGGCAUUCAACAACGAAAGGACUUCCAACCUCAAUUGACCAACGAAUGCAUCAAAGCAGAUAUUUUUACUGCUGGAAGUGAGACAUCAGCGAUAGUUAUAGAAUGGGCGUUGGCUGAAAUGAUUAAAAACCCUGAAGUUAUGGAAAGGGCACAACAUGAGAGCAGCCUUCAGAGAAUUAGGAAAUGUUGA